CCUUAACCCGGACCUCGAUAACCCACCGCCCAUGAUCGAUCCUGCAACCAUCGUUGGACCCUCCAUUCCGAUCGUCAGGAUCACCAAGACAUACAGAUGCAGCUCUUGCCCCAAGGUUUUCACGUCAAGUGGUCAUCUGCAACGUCAUGGUCGUGUCCACUCGGGUGAAAAGCAGUUCACCUGCCCCUACCCGGACUGCAACAAACAGUGCAAUCGCCAAGAUAACCUGCUUCAGCACUACAAGAUCCAUCUUCCUCGAUCUGACCGCAAUCGUGGGCCUGAGUACCUCAAUAUGGUGUUCGCGGAGAUGGUCGCCUCCCAGGCUUUGUCUGCAGCGCAUCGGCGCGUCCGGCCAAAGUCGGAGCUGCACAUCAAUGUUGCCUCCUCAAAAGUUGCGUCUGUCACUGCAACUGCGAAAGGCUCACCCGUUAGCGAUGGCGAGACGAGUGCGCUGCACAUCCUUGCCGCGUCUGCUCUUUCAGUUCGGCCGUCCGUAGCCUUGGCACACUCCCUCAGCGCCCCAGCAACGGGACUUCUUGCAAAUAUAGCUCACGAACCCGCCAGUCCUUCAGGAACAACCAGGAAGUUGUAAAAUCACGAAAUUUUGAAGAACCAGUAAUAUGAUGCAGCUGAUUGAUACAGGGACGUUUUCGGAUCUUGUCACAAUAGCGACGCUCCGAUGGGACACAUGCACUGGCCAUCGUUUCUCCAAUUGAUGCUUUUGGAAUAAGUUCUGUCUCUAUUCGUCGUCCCCUUUCUCCUUGGUGGUCUAAAAUUUGUACUUGAUACUGCUUUCUCCUCACGCCUCGUAAAUAGCACAGGCACAGAUCCAGGGUUGUAACAUAACAAUGAUUGUCGU
Dacryopinax primogenitus is the source of this 859-nucleotide messenger RNA. RefSeq lists its product as uncharacterized. The record is from RefSeq and is a predicted model, not a curated record. The transcript is spliced from 3 exons. Gene Ontology annotation, biological process: regulation of transcription by RNA polymerase II. Gene Ontology annotation, cellular component: PcG protein complex; transcription regulator complex. Lineage: Eukaryota; Fungi; Basidiomycota; Dacrymycetes; Dacrymycetales; Dacrymycetaceae. Gene Ontology annotation, molecular function: RNA polymerase II cis-regulatory region sequence-specific DNA binding; DNA-binding transcription factor activity, RNA polymerase II-specific. The coding region runs from base 32 to 592 and encodes 186 amino acids.